Messenger RNA from Colletotrichum truncatum, 1749 nucleotides. NCBI's taxonomy places the organism in Eukaryota, Fungi, Ascomycota, Sordariomycetes, Glomerellales, Glomerellaceae. The record is from RefSeq and is a predicted model, not a curated record.
UUCCUAUAUGUUCAGCGUUCGACUCAAUCCACUUGUGCAUUCAGACCAUACUUGCUCAAGUCGUUGACCCAGCACAGGAAACAAAAAACCGCACCUAUGGCGUUAAUAAGUCUCAUAGGGCAGUCUUUAGGCUCGCUCGGGGCAUUCGUACUUCUUGCAGUAGCAUUGGCGCUGACCUCCCGCAUAAUCUACAACUUAUACUUCCACCCCCUAUCCAGAUAUCAUGGACCAUGGUACGCCGCAUCGUUCUCAAUAGUAAAUGCCAUCAUAUCAGUCAUUCAACGCGAGCCACAGUGGAUGCUCUCGUUGGCAAAACGCUAUGGAACCAAAGCCGAUAAACCAAUUCGCAUCGCACCCUCGCUCCUCUUGUUCCCACAAUCUGCUGCCUUGAAAGACAUCUAUUGGGAUCCAAAAUGCAAUACCAAGACUCGUUUCUACGCGACCGGCGCCCUAGGACCGCCCCAUCUCUUCACGACACUUGACGGAAACGAACACAGGGCGCUCAGAAAAGCCCUCGGUGGGCCCCAGUGGUCGAUAGGAGGCCUGAAGAACAACUGGGAAGCGCGUUUCGACUCCCACAUUCAACUCUUCGUCCAGCGCAUGACGGAAUUUGCCCUGAAUAACGAGCCCGUCAUGCUUUGUGACAAAGUAGCUCAAUUCGCUGCCGACAUAAUGACCAUGGUCUCCUUUACUGACACCUGGGGAUUUGUUGCCAACGGACGUGACGAGCGCCACAUGCUCGAAAGCUUCCGUAAGGGCACCCCCAUGUUCGGCUUCGUUGGCCGGUUCCGCUGGCUGCGCGACAGAGUUAACAGAGUAUCCUGGGGACAUUUGUUCCUGCCUAGCGUAACUGACAACAAUGGGAUGGGUUACUUAAUGGCCCAGGCCGACAGGCAGGUAACAGAGAGAGAGGAGCGGAUAACGAAUGAGGGUUUCUCACAGGAGAAGCCUGAUUUCAUGCAGCUUUGCAUUGAAGCACGCGUCAACGGAGAGCCUCUAACCGCAUCUCAAAAGCGCGCGCACGUCACACUGUUGAUACAGGCCGGCGCCGACACAACCGGCACGGCGCUCGGCUGCACGCUGCGCUUCCUUUUGAAGAACCCCUCCGCCCUUGCCCGUGCCCGGGCGGAGAUUGAAGCUGCUGAUGAAGCAGGGCUUCUCAGCGCAACGGUCCAAUACGAAGAGACCAGGACGCAUCUACCGUUUUUCGUGGGGUGCAUUAAGGAGUCGCUGAGAUUGAACCCACCUGCGCCGAACCUGUUCUCGAGGCUGGCGCCGGGACCUGGAGGUAAGGUUGUGGACGGGACAUGGGUACCCGCAGGCGCAGAGAUGGUAAGCAACUCAUACGUCGUGCAACGGGAUCCUACACUUUUCGCACCGGACCCGGAGGUUUACCGACCGGAGAGGUGGCUGGAAGAAGCCAAUACGAAGGAGACAAUCAGCGAGAUGGAGGCUUCUAUGUUUGUGUUUGGGAUUGGGCCCAGGGUGUGUCUGGGUAAGGAAGUCUCAAUGAUGGAGAUGUAUAAGUUGUUGCCUGAGAUUGUUCGCCGAUUCGACUUUGACAUGAAGCAGGAAGGAAGGUAUAUAGUGUCUGGAGGCCUUGCGUACAACGAGGACUUUGAGGUACAGCUACGUGUCCGUGGCACCUGCUUCAAGCAGUAUAUGCGUGUAAGUCACAAUUAUAAGUGUCUGUAUAAACUGCAGGGUAAUAUUAUCUGCCCAGCGUCAGUAACAGCCCCUAAAUGUUAG